UACACAAUCGGCCAUUUUGUCGGUGCAGGCCAUCAGCCGCAGAGGGCAGAGGGGCGUAUAGUAUUUACUAGUUACCUGGAAGACACAUCAAGAACAUCGCAAUAUGAACGAUACACUUGUUUCAUUCGCCAAGGAUUUCUUGGCCGGUGGUAUUUCUGCUGCCAUCUCCAAAACAGCCGUCGCCCCUAUUGAGAGAGUGAAGCUUCUCCUUCAGGUCCAGCAUGCCAGUAAGCAGAUCACAGCUGAUAAGCAGUACAAGGGUAUCAUGGACUGCGUUGUCCGUAUUCCCAAGGAGCAGGGAUUCCUUUCCUUCUGGAGAGGUAACCUUGCCAAUGUCAUCAGAUAUUUCCCCACCCAGGCCCUCAACUUUGCCUUCAAGGACAAGUACAAGAAGGUCUUCCUUGAUGGCGUCGACAAGCGCACGCAGUUCUGGAGGUACUUUGCUGGCAACCUGGCCUCUGGUGGUGCUGCUGGAGCCACCUCCCUCUGUUUCGUCUACCCCCUUGACUUCGCCCGUACCCGUCUGGCAGCUGAUGUGGGAAAGGCAGGAGCCGGGAGAGAGUUCUCAGGUCUGGGUGACUGCCUGGUUAAGAUCUUCAAGUCUGACGGCUUGAAAGGAUUGUACCAGGGCUUCAAUGUGUCUGUGCAGGGCAUCAUUAUCUACAGGGCUGCAUACUUCGGCAUCUAUGAUACAGCUAAGGGAAUGCUUCCAGACCCCAAAAACACCCACAUUGUGGUGAGCUGGAUGAUCGCACAGUCUGUGACAGCCGUUGCUGGCCUGACCUCAUACCCCUUCGAUACUGUCCGUAGACGUAUGAUGAUGCAGUCCGGACGUAAAGGAGCUGAAAUCAUGUACACCGGGACCAUUGAUUGCUGGCGCAAGAUCGCACGCGAUGAGGGUGGUAAGGCUUUCUUCAAGGGAGCCUGGUCCAACGUGCUCAGAGGCAUGGGUGGCGCCUUCGUGCUGGUGUUGUACGAUGAGCUGAAGAAGGUCCUCUAAAUCUUCAUUGUCACAUCACUGUCCAAUUUGGCUAAAUGUAAUAACUUUCCAUUUCUACGGACUCUGCGUUCUGCCUUAUUUAUGGGAACAAACUUCUCACCAAUAGUGAGAGAUGGCUGUACGUUGUGCAUCUUUGAUUUUAAAACGUUCCACACCCUGUUUACCAAUGUCAUUCCUGUUUAAAAAGAAAUAUGAUACCUCCUCCUGUCAUUCACUAGGUUUGUAUGGUCCCAACUUGAAUAAAUUUAUUCUGGGGAACAAACUAAACAAU
This is a messenger RNA of Pundamilia nyererei, 1271 nucleotides long. Its product is annotated as ADP/ATP translocase 2. NCBI's taxonomy places the organism in Eukaryota, Metazoa, Chordata, Actinopteri, Cichliformes, Cichlidae. Gene Ontology annotation, biological process: mitochondrial ATP transmembrane transport; mitochondrial ADP transmembrane transport; negative regulation of mitochondrial outer membrane permeabilization involved in apoptotic signaling pathway. Bases 104 to 1000 code for a protein of 298 amino acids. The record is from RefSeq and is a predicted model, not a curated record. Gene Ontology annotation, cellular component: mitochondrial inner membrane. Gene Ontology annotation, molecular function: ATP:ADP antiporter activity. The transcript is spliced from 4 exons.